GAGCGGGGGUCGGCUUGGGUCGGGGACCGGCACGGUUGUGGCCGCGGUCCCGGCGGGGGAGGCGGCUGCGGUGCCGAGGUGGGGACGGAGUGCCGGGGGACGGGACCGUCGCCUCCUCCCGGCCGGAGGGGCGGCCGGGGUUAAGUCCCUGCCGGGGCUGCGUGGGUGAGGGUCAGCGGCAGCUCCGGGGCCGCGGCCGGCGCUGCCGCCGCCGUUGUGUAAGCGGAGGGGCCGCGGGGCUGGAGCGGGGACCCCGGGAGCGGCGGUGCGGGCUCGGAGCGAGCCGCGGUGCGCGGUUAAUGUUCAACGCGGCGGUCACAUGCUCAGCAGCGAGUUCUUCAGGAGGGUUUCCAGAGGCUGUCUGCCUGGAACAGGAAAUGCCGGUACAGGUUCACUGGAAAGAGAAUGAAAUAAACAUGACAUCUUCUAAAAUGGAAUAUAUUUCAUGGGUUACAGUUAGAAGUAAAAAGAAGAUGGAACAAAAUGAGAGAACAGGAGUAUAACACCUGACAAGAACUUUCCAGUUCUGUGAUAUAUACAUACAUAUAAACUUUCAAUAUAAUACAACUAAUGAUUUAUAGUAAUACUUUAUUGAUAUCCCUGGAAGAAGUCAGUUACUGUGCAACUUGCUUAAUAAGAACUUGUAUUCUGACGACUUUUAACAUGUUUUAAUCUUAACUGGACACCUUUGUUUAUUUAUUUUUUUAAGACUGAGGGUUAAAAACAUUGUCCCGCUUUAUUUUUACUGGGGGCCUGAUCCUGAGGGAUGGCUCACAACUGCUCAUGGAAAAUGGACUUAAGCCCAUGAAUGGUUACUGCUGCACAGAGUUGAAUGGAAUGCCAUGACUUUAGAAAUAAUAUUGUAGAACCACCUUCUUUGCCUUGUACCCAUCAUAUCGUUAAAUAUUUAAGUGUGAACAUUGUGAUUAUAAACUCUGAAAAAUAAUGGCAUGGGUGAAAUUCUUAAGAAAGCCUGGGGGUAACCUUGGAAAAGUUUAUCAGCCUGGAAGUAUCCUGUCCCUGGCGCCUACAAAAGGCUUAUUAAAUGAACCAGGACAAAACAGCUGCUUUCUUAAUAGUGCUGUUCAGGUAUUAUGGCAACUUGACAUAUUUCGACGAAGUUUAAGAGGUUUAACUGGACACGUGUGUCAAGGAGAUGCCUGCAUAUUUUGUGCUUUAAAGGCCAUCUUUUCACAGUUCCAGCACAGCCGAGAGAAAGCCCUCCCGUCGGAUAACAUGAGACACGCCCUCGCGGAAAGCUUCAAGGAUGAGCAGCGUUUCCAGCUGGGAUUCAUGGAUGAUGCAGCAGAAUGCUUUGAAAAUAUCCUUGAGAGGAUUCAUUUCCACUUAGUGCCAAACAGUGAAACAGAUAUGUGCACUUCGAAAUCCUGUAUUUCUCACCAGAAGUUUGCUAUGACGCUGUAUGAGCAGUGUGUGUGUCGCAGUUGUGGAGCAUCAUCAGAUCCGUUGCCUUUUACGGAAUUUGUGCGUUACAUUUCCACCACAGCCCUGUGUAAUGAAGUAGAAAAAAUGAUGGAGAGGCAUGAACGUCUCAAGCCAGAAAUGUUCGCAGAAUUGCUGCAGGCAGCAAAUACUGCUGAUGACUACAGAAAGUGUCCUAGUAAUUGUGGUCAAAAAAUAAAAAUUCGUCGUGUUCUUAUGAAUUGUCCUGAGAUUGUCACCAUCGGUUUAGUCUGGGAUUCAGAACACUCUGACCUGACAGAAGAGGUUAUGCGGAAUCUGGCAACACAGCUUUAUCUUCCAGGGCUGUUUUAUAGGGUUACAGAUGAAAAUGCCAAAAACAGUGAGCUUUUUCUGGUGGGAAUGAUUUGCUAUACGAGCCGACAUUACUGUGCCUUUGCCUUUCACACCAAGAGCUGCAAAUGGGUGCUGUUUGAUGAUGCUAAUGUAAAAGAGAUUGGAACAAAAUGGAAAGACGUGGUGUCCAGGUGCAUUCGGUGUCACUUCCAGCCAUUGCUGCUAUUUUAUGCUAACCCAGAUGGCACAGCUGUGUCUCCAGAAGAUGCACCAAAGCAGAUUAUUCACUGUUCUCAAUGCAAAGCAGCAGGAGGAAAUGGAGAAGACCUGGGAUUUGAAAAGCAUUCUGCUGCUAAAUCAGACCACGUGAAAGAGAACGGAAUUGGAGAUUCCACUAAUCAGAGGAGUAAUAAAAAACUUCAGCCAGAUAAUCCAGCGUUCAGUAGAAGCCAUAUUCAAGCAAGUGGUGGUAGAGGCCCAGCCAAGUUGGGAUACAGCGAGCAAAAGGACAGGCUGAAGGAUUUAUCCAGAGAGUGUGCCCAGAAAGCUGCUGACAUGAAAAACUUCACAUCGUUACGGAAAGAUGCGGAUAGAGGACUAAGGAAAGAGUCUGGGAGACAAAGAGACUUGAUUGGGGAAGACCGUUCCAGUGCUAAGUCAGGGUCUCCUCCGGUUGGAAAUGGACUGAGGCACUGCACGGAUCAGCGGAUCUAUGGCAGCCAGGGAAGGGGCCCCUACAAGCACGACAACCAAGCACCUCACCAGGCCAAGCUUUCUGCACAUGUGCUUGGAUCAAACAAAACAGAACUUUCUCCUGCUGGGGAGAAACCAGUGACAAGGACUCGGACCGACGGCGUCACUGGCUACGACACGGACACCAGCCAAGACUCCAGAGACAAAGGAAGUAUGAGGAGCAGGAGUAAAGGUUGGAAACCAAUGCGAGAGACACUGAAUGUAGACAGCAUUUUCAAUGAGACUGAGAAGAAGCAGCACAGCCCAAAGCACAAAGCAAACCUGAGCAGUAAAUCUAAGCACGAAAAGGAGCGGGGCUUUAACCACUGGCCAAAGGAGAACCAAAUGCAGAAGGGUUUAAUGACUAUAUAUGAAGAUGAGACAAAACAGGAUACAGGAAGUCGAAGUUCACUGGAUUCUGAGGGAAAAGGGAAUGCUGAAAAAAGCAAGGGAUUUACAGAGAGAAAAAUCCUUGGUGAUAACUGGCAAAUUCAGAGGACAGAAUCUGGGUAUGAAAGCAGUGACCAUAUCAGCAAUGGCUCUGCAAAUCCAGACUCCCCUGUUAUUGAAGGAAUCAAUACAGCAGAUGCCAAGAAUGUGAAGGAAAGUGCUUCCUGCAGUGAACAGAACUUGCCAACCAAAAAAGCUGACAGUGUGGUACAUUCAGUACCCCAGCAGAACAGAAGCUUCCUUGCCCCAGAUUUGAGGAAAGACCAGAUCAAUUCUGAAGUUAACUACAGACCUCAUCCUCAUGUUGGUUUCCCAACAGAAUUACAUUUGCAGGUGCCCAGUCCUCCAGUGAAGAGAGCUGAAAUGCCUGAGACCAACAGGAAAUUUGUCCCAUCAUCAGCUCUCCAGCCAGCUGUCAAAGAGAUUGUGAAGUCAGACAGCAGGAACAAGGCAAACGAGCCGAGCUCUUGCGAGUGGCUUCACACAGAGAGGUUUGAGAAGCUGAACGUGCCGGUGUACUGCGUGGACAGCGUGUCCCACCCCUUGCCAGACAACGCCUGUGGCAGGAAGCCCAUCCACAGCGACUUUCCCCCUUCUGCCCAGCCGCAGUCCCAUCACACAAGAAGUCUGUCCCAUCACACUCUGGGUCCCAAGGUGGGGCUGGUGCCCUGUGCGCCUCAGAGCCUGCCAGAAAGGCUGGCGGUGCUGCCCGCCCCUCCCGGCGAGCACACGGGGCACCCGCUCCGGAGGGCGGAUCCCCUCUGGCUGCCUGAAGCCGUGUACCAGAACACUCCUCCCCCCUUACCUCCAAAGAAAUAUGUUCUGAGCACUUUGGCAGGAUCAGAGAAUAACUCGGUAGCAGAUGUAAAAUCAACGGAAGCGUUGCGAAAUAGUCCAUUAAGGCAAAUGGGUGCACCUUCAAAAUCUGCAUCAGAAGCAAGUGCAGUCCCAGCUGAACAAAGGCUUAAGGAGCCCUUUCCAGGGAACGAAGUGUUUGUUCAUAAACCGGAUUCUCCACCUCGCUUAUCAGUUAAUGAGUUCUGGACCGUGUCUGAGAACAUGCUGAAGAAAGGAUCUCGUCACACGGGACCCAGCCCUGCCUAUGCAGAUGGGAAUGACAGUGUGUCCCUAACCACUUACUUCUCAGUAGACAGCUGCAUGACUGACACCUACAGGCUGAAGUACCACCAGAGGCCCAAGAUGUAUUUCACAGAGAGUGGAAGCUUCCACAAGGAGAAGCAUUCUCCAGCAGCUGCAGUAGAUCUGAAUGCCACAUACCCCGCCACUCUGGAGCCCAGGCAUCCCACCCCUGAACAGAGGUACAAGGCAAAUGCAGAAGGAAUACACUGCAGUCGAUAGGUUCUUCAAGAAGCCCACACCUGGAUCUGAGUUCAGCAUUUCAUGAUGUCUGUAAAGGGGCACAAGCUCAAAUCUGUGUGUGUGUGAUAACCAGGUACCCAGCUGACUGUAACUUGCUUAGGAGUUGUGACUGUUCAAACAAAUAUGCAAAUAGAGGUGAAGAGGUGCUAAACUUGUGGUUCUUGGAUUUGUUACUCUAGUUGCCUUAAUGCUUACCUCUGUUACUCAGCUUGUCUUCUGCAGUUUGUAUUCCAUGCGGUCCCUUGGGCAUGCACACCUUGCAGCAGAGGGAUCGGCUGGAUGUUACUCAUUCUGUAAGAAGAUGUGGUUAGCUGCAGUGCAAGAAGUGUUCCUUCACACUGUGGUCACUGUUCUUAGACUAACAAAAGGGAUAAGCGUGCUACCACAACUAAUGCAGUGCACGAAGUCAUAACAGAGCAGUAUUUAUCCUCAGAGGUAGCAGGAGGUGACAUGGUUUUUUCAAGCGAUGUCUCUCAGAGUCUGUGCUUUCACAAACCUUCAAGUGUCUUUAAUGCAAGUUUACCUAGAGGAUUUAUUUUUUAUUUGGAAAGCCUUAAUAAUAAUACUUCUUUAAAAACCAUUUUGGUUUGCAAGUGUUAAAUUAGACUUUCAAAGGGAAUUGAAGUAAACUGCAGUAAUGCUUUCCUAUUAAUACCUCUGCUCUGUUAGUGUAUGUUUUUAAACACAUUUAUCAGAUUUGCUCAUCCUUUAAGCUGUAUACUUUAACUUAUUAAAUUUAACUUCCUAAGUUACAAACCAGUAUAACAGAAUAGGAUGCUAAUUUUAAAUACAGAGUUAUGCAACUAUGAAAGAUUAAUUUUGUAACAUUUUAGAAGUAAUUCCUACUUAGGUUCAGUUCUGACUUAUUCUACAAUUGCAUGCAAAGUCAAUGCUGCUAUUUAAUAAACUCCCCCUUUUUUUCCAGGUUCAUGGGGAUCACACAUUUGACUUUUUUCCUUUUUUUUACUAACAUGUUUUCCCAUUUGGAUCAGUCCUACACAUGGAUAUGGUCUGCAUUAGCAGGUCAGGCUGAAUGUGCAGCCAGACUGGUGGUUAAGGGGGCAUGGAAAGAAGAGUUUCCUCUUUCUCUGUUCUGUCACUCUGUCUCCAGUUUAGGCAGCUCUGGAAUUUACCUUGUAUUUUGUUAACCUGACUUAUCUCAGUAACAAGGAGGAAGAUGUAUUUAGCUUUUAUCUGGUUAGUUAAAUCAGUGCACAGAACCAUCUACUGAGUGCUGAGGCAGCAUAGCCAAGCCUGGCACAACCUAAAAAGGUAAAAUUUUUCCAUUAUUCACAUUGGAGUGUUAACUUGGGGUGCUGCUGAUUACACCUAAACAUCAAUGCCUUUUAUUAUGAAAGUAAGAACAAACCAGAAAAGCUUUUUUUCAUGUUCAUAACCUUAUGUACAUGUGUUUUAGUGCUUCAACCAAAUGAUGGCAAUUGUUUAGCAUGAUUAUCCAAGGAAACAUUUAAGCAGUAGUUUUGGUUAUUCCGUGGCAAGGUCAGGUUUUUUUUUUUU
Molecule: messenger RNA, 5838 nt
Organism: Motacilla alba alba
Lineage: Eukaryota; Metazoa; Chordata; Aves; Passeriformes; Motacillidae
Gene: USP53
Product: ubiquitin specific peptidase 53
Exons: 16
Coding region: 946-4299 (1117 amino acids)
Biological process (GO): sensory perception of sound; response to auditory stimulus; protein deubiquitination
Cellular component (GO): cell-cell junction
Molecular function (GO): cysteine-type deubiquitinase activity
Source: RefSeq, a predicted model, not a curated record